Messenger RNA from Pollicipes pollicipes, 7409 nucleotides. Its product is annotated as serine/threonine-protein kinase mTOR. Gene Ontology annotation, molecular function: protein-containing complex binding; protein binding; protein serine/threonine kinase activity. The record is from RefSeq and is a predicted model, not a curated record. Lineage: Eukaryota; Metazoa; Arthropoda; Thecostraca; Pollicipedomorpha; Pollicipedidae. The transcript is spliced from 46 exons. Gene Ontology annotation, biological process: negative regulation of macroautophagy; TORC1 signaling. Gene Ontology annotation, cellular component: nucleus; TORC1 complex; TORC2 complex. The annotation marks the transcript as partial.
GAAUACCAUGCUUUAUGAACAGGUAAAAGUAAACCUACAUUGAGUUUUGAAAUGUGGUUUAAGGGAGUGACCCAUAUGUGAACAUUUUGAAGAAGCAUCAAAUGUGAUGAAAUAUACUAACUUACACCAUUGGCAUCCUGUCAAGUGGAAAGGCUGCUCUAGAAGACAGUCCAUCACUAAUGAUGCAUGCUCUGUGAAGACAACAACUAUCAAGCAUGGCUUCUAAGCCAGUAUCUAUUGUCCAAACAUACAUAAGUGGGCUCCGUUCUAAAUCAGAAGAUGAGAAGUCCAAGACUGUCCAUGAGCUGUACCACUAUGUCAGCACCGAGCUGCUGGAGGUGCCGCCGGGAGAGCUGCAGGCCUUCAUGGACGAGUUCAACCACCAGAUAUUCAACUUGGCCUCCAGCGCCGACAGCAACGACAAAAAGGGCGCCAUUCUGGCCACCGUGAGCCUGAUCAGCGUGGACGUGGGCAACAGCACCACGCGCAUCUCGCGCUCCGCCAACCUGCUGCGCAACCUGCUGCCGUGCGCCGACAUCGGCGUCAUCGAGCUAACGGCCAAGGCGGUGGCGCGACUGGCCAUGAGCUCCGGCCUGAACUCGGCCGAGUACGUCGAGUUCGAGGUCAAGCGCGCGCUCGAGUGGCUGGGCGGCGAGCGCAACGAGAACCGGCGCCAGUCGGCGGUGAUCCUGAUCCGGGAGUUGGCCGCUUCUGUGCCGACCUACUUCUUCCAGCAAGUGGGUCCGUUCUUCGACAUCAUCUUCUGCGCGGUGCGCGACCCGAAGGCCAGCAUCCGCGAGGGUGCCGUCAGCGCCAUCCGCGCCGCCCUCCAGGUCACGGCGCAGCGCGAGGUCAAGGAGACACAGAAGCCGCAGUGGUACCAGCAGUGCUUCGGAGAGCUGGAGCACGGCUUCGUCGACGAGAACCUGCGCGGUCUAACGCGCGACGACCGCGUGCACGGCUCGCUGCUGGUGCUGAACGAGCUGCUGCGCUGCAGCAACGUGGACUGGGAGGUGGAGCAGCAGGAGCUGGAGGCGGUGGCGCUGCACCAGCCCGAGCGGCACGCCCGGCACCAGCAGCAGUCGGCGCCGCGCCAGCGCCGCUACAAGGCCAUGCUGCUGCGGCUGGCGCAGAAGCCGACCUUCUCGCCCAGCUACCUGCUGAGCGGCGCGCCCGUCAGCGGGCAGCCCCUGUACGCCAGCCUGACGUGUCGCGCCCUGCUCAACGCCAAGUACACCGCCGUCUGCCACCACGUGACGUCGAACAUGUACAACAAGAGCCCGUACGUGCAGCAGGUGAUCCUGGCGAUGCUGCCUCGGCUGGCGGCCCUCGACCGAGCCAAGUUCUGCGCCAAGUACAUGCCGAAGGCGGUGCAGUACAUCCAGUGGUGGCUGCAGCGGAAGGACGCGCCCAAGUCGUCGGCGUUCCUCUGCCUUGGCUUCCUGGCGGCCGCCGUCCGCGAGCACAUUACCAAAUAUAUCCCGAACGUGCUGGACGCCAUCAAGGCCAACAUCAUGCCCAAGGACGGCUCCCUGAAGAAGCGCGGCGCCGCCGGACACACCGACCCGGCCGUCUACGGCUGCAUCUGGCUGCUGGCGCGCGCUGGCCGCAUCGAGCUGCGCGCGGAGAUGGACGAGCUGCUCAACCACAUGCUGGCCUCGGCGCUGACGCCGGCGCUGACUCACGCCCUGCAGGAGAUCGCCACCCAGAUCCCGGAGCUGCGGGUGAAGGCGGGCGACGGCCUGAUGACGGUGCUGUCGGCGCGGCUGGGCGUCAAGCCACCAGUGCUGCGGCACCGGCCGCCGGCGACCGCGCACGCCAGCCUGCCCGCCGACCGGGCCUCGCUCAUCAACACCACGCUGGCAAUGCGCACGCUCUCGCACUACGAAUACGACAACUGGUCGCUGAUGAUGUUCAUCCAGUACUGCGCCGACCACCAUCUGCUCUCGGAGGACGCGCAGGUGCGGCUGGAGGCGGUGCGCACCACCUCGCACCUGCUGACGCCGUCGCUGCUGGGCGUCACCGGACGCAGCUCCAGCCUGCAGAAGAGCGUCAGCGACGUCAUCAGCAAGCUGCUCGCCGUCGGCAUCACGGACACGGACCCGGAGAUCCGUCUGACGGUCUUCUGGUCGCUGGAGGAGCGUUUCGACAACCAUCUCGCCCAGGCAGAGAACCUGAACGCCCUGUUUGUGGCGCUGAACGACCAGGUGUUCGAGAUCCGUGAGAUGGUGCUGUGCAUCAUCGGCCGCCUGAGCGCCAUGAACCCGGCAUACGUCAUGCCGAGCCUGCGGAAGACGCUGAUCCAGAUCCUGACCGAGCUGGAGCACAGCGGGCUGGCGCGCAACCGCGAGCAGUCGGCCCGCCUGCUCGGCCACCUGGUGUCGUCGUCGCCGCGGCUGACGCGGCCCUACCUGCGCCCCAUCAUGAAGGUGCUGUGCCAGCGGCUCAAGGAGAGCGAGCCCAACCCCGUGGUGGUCAGCAGCAUCCUCUACGCCGUCGGCGAUCUGGCCCACGUGAGCGGGCCCGAGAUGGGCCACUGGGUCAACGAGCUGUUCCCGCUGCUGCUGGCCAUCCUGGCCGACAACACGUCGCUGGCCAAGCGCGAGGCGGCGCUGUACACGCUGGCCAACCUGGUGCAGGCGCGCGCCGACCCGUCGGCACCCUCGGUCAGUCCGUACCAGCAAUACCCGCAGCUGCUCGACCUGCUCAUCGGCUUCCUGAAGACCGAACAGCAGCCCACCAUACGCCGAGAGACGAUCCGCGUGCUGGGCCUGCUCGGCGCCCUCGACCCGUACCACUACAAGACGCUGCGCCAGGAGGAGAACGAGGAGUGCCUGGUCAUCCCCGACCCGGACACCACCGACACGCUCGCGGACGCCAACAGCAGCGUGCGGCUGGUGAAUAUGUCGCAGGUCUCCAUGGAGGAGUUCUACCCGGCCGUGGCGUUCGGCACGCUGAUGAAGAUCAUCCGCGACCCGGCGCUGUCUCAGUACCACACCAUGGUGGUGCAGGCGAUCUCCUUCAUCGUCAAGUCGCUGGGCACCAAGUGCGUGCCAUACCUGUCGCAGGUGAUGCCGUGCCUGCUGCUGGUUAUUCGCACGGCCGAUCCGCCCUUCCGCGAGUUCCUCUUCCAGCAGCUGGCCACGCUGAUCGACGUGGUGCGCCAGCACGUGCGGCCCUCGCUGCGGGACAUCUUCGCUGUUAUCAAGGAGUUCUGGCAGCUGGACUCGCCGCUGCAGCCGACGCUAAUAGCGCUGGUGGAGCACAUCGCCGUGGCGCUCGGCUCUGAGUUCAAGACGUACAUGCCGCAGCUGAUCCCCAACACACUGCGCGUGCUCUACCACGACACCAGCCGGGACCGCGUGGUCACCAGCAAGCUGCUGUCGGCGCUGCGGAAGGUGGGGCGCAACCUGGACGACCACCUGCACCUGGUGCUGCCGCCGAUCGUGCGGCUCUUCGACCCGCGCGAGGCGCCGCUCUCCGUGUGCCAGGAGGCGCUGGCCACCGUCGCCGACCUGGCCACCAAGCUCGACCUCACGGAAUACGUCGGCCGCAUCAUGCACCCGCUGAUCCGGUGUCUGGACACGUGCCCCUCCCUGCGCGCGCCGGCCGUGGAGACGCUGUGCGCGCUGAUCCAGCAGCUGCGCCGCCGCUACGCCCUGUUCAUGCCGGCCGUCAACAAGGUGCUGCUCAAGCACGGCGUGCAGAACGUCGAAUACGACCAGGUGGUCAGCACGCACGUCCUGACCUCGUCGAUGGAGGACGACUGUCCCAACAGCGUGUUCCAGCCGGGCUUCGUGCAGCCGGAGACCGCCGAGCCGGCGCCGUCCAAGAAGCUGUGGGUGUCGGUGCACAACCUGCAGCAGGCCUGGAUGGCCUCCCGCCGCAUCAGCAAGGAUGACUGGUCCGAGUGGCUCCGCCGGCUCAGCAUCGCCGUGCUCAAGGAGUCACCCUCGCACGCGCUCAGGUCGUGCUGCGCGCUGGCCCAGUCGUACCCGCAGCUGUCGCGCGACCUGUUCAACGCGGCGUUCGUGUCGUGCUGGUCGGAGCUGGACAAGGAGCGCCAGACCGAGCUGCUGGACGCCAUCCGGCUGGCGCUGCGCUCGCAGGAGAUCCCCGAGAUCACGCAGACGCUGCUCAACCUGGCCGAGUUUAUGGAGCACUGCGAUAUGGAGUCGCUGCCGAUCGAGAACCGGCUGCUGGGCGAGCAGGCGCUCCGCUGCCGCGCUUACGCCAAGGCGCUGCACUACAAGGAGGAGGAGUUCCACAAGGGCGCUACCACCCAGGUCAUCGAGACGCUCAUCUCCGUCAACAACAAGCUGCAGCAGAAGGAGGCUGCUCAGGGUCUGCUCGAGUACGCGCGCAAGCACCACACCAAGUCGGUGUCGGUGCAGGAGCGCUGGCACGAGAAGCUGCACGACUGGCAGUCAGCGCUGGACGCCUACACGGCCAAGCUGGCAGAGCCGGCCGACGACGCCGAGCCGGUCGACGCCGACUUCCAGCUGCGGCUCGGCCAGAUGCGCUGCAUGGAGGCCCUCGGACAGUGGGACCAGCUGUCGGAGGUGGCCGGCAGCGUGUGGCCGCAGGCGACGCAGGAAGUGCGCCAGAAGAUGGCGCGCAUGGCGGCGGCCGCCUCGCUGGGCACGGCGCGCUGGCAGGCGCUCGAGCCGUACGUGCAGGCCAUCCCGCGCGAGACUCAGGACGGCGCCUUCCACCGCGCCGUGCUCGCCAUCAAGCGGGACCAGUUCGAGGAGGCCAAACAGUGGAUCGACACGGCUCGCGACCUGCUCGACACCGAGCUGACAGCCAUGGUGGGCGAGAGCUACCAGCGGGCCUACGGCAGCCUGGUGGGCGCUCAGAUGCUCUCCGAGCUCGAGGAGAUCAUCACCUUCAAGCUGGUGAAGGAGCGGCGCGCCUCCAUCCAGACCAUGUGGUGGGACCGGCUGCAGGGCUGCACGGCCACCGUGGAGGACUGGCAGCGCAUCCUGCACCUGCGCUCGCUGGUGCUGCCGCCGCAUCAGGACAUGCGCACGCGGCUCAAGUUCGCCGCCCUCUGUCGCAAGAGCGGUCGCCUGAACCAGUCGCGCCAGAUCCUGGCCGAGCUCAUGUCCGGCGCGUCCGGGCCGUCCCAGAGUGAGAACCCGCACGUGCGCUACGCCUACAUCAAGUACCAGUGGGCCGCCGGCGACAAGCUGGAUGCGCUCAAGCGGCUGGAGAGUUUCGUCUCUGCCUCGGCCAACAUGUACGGCCGGUCGGCGUCGCUGGCCUCCAGCCAGGUGCCGCAGCUGAGCUCGGACGAGCCGCGCGGCGAGUCGCCCGCCAUUCUGCUCUCGCGCUGCUUCCUCAAGCUUGGCGCCUGGAAGGAGGAGUUUGAGCCGCUCUCCGAGACCACCAUCCCGCCGGUGCUGCAGUACUACCAGUACUCGACCAAGUACGACCCGUCCUGGUACCGCGCCUGGCACGCGUGGGCCUUCAUGAACUUCCAGGCGGUGCUAUUCUUCAAGGGCCGGUCGGCCGGCGCCUCGCCCGCCGCCGGCGCCGGCGAGGCCGUCUCAGACCGGGCGGGCCGCCACCUGCCGUUCGUCGUGCCGGCCGUGCAGGGCUUCGUGCGCUCCAUCUCGCUCAACACGGACAACAGUCUGCAGGACACGCUGCGCCUGCUCACGCUCUGGUUCGAGUACGGCCAGGUGGCCGAGGUCAACGACGCCCUCACCGACGGCCUGCGCAAGAUCAAGAUCGACAACUGGCUGCAGGUCAUUCCUCAGCUGAUCGCCCGCAUCGACACACCCCGGCCCCUGAUCGCCCGCCUCAUCUCGUCCCUGCUCACCGAGGUCGGCAAGACACACCCCCAGGCUCUGGUGUACCCCCUGACGGUGGCCAAGAAGUCGUCGGUGCCGGCUCGCGAGAAGGCGGCCCAGAAGAUCCUCAAGAACAUGCGCGAACACUCGGAGACGCUCGUCCAGCAGGAGUUCCUGGUGUCCGACGAGCUGAUCCGCGUGGCCAUCCUCUGGGACAACCGGUGGCACGAGGGCCUGGAGGAGGCGUCGCGCCUCUUCUUCAGCGAGCGCAACAUCCCGGCCAUGUUCGCCGUGCUGGAGCCGCUGCACGCCAUGAUGGACCGCGGACCGGAGACGCUCAAGGAGAAGAGCUUCACGCAGGCGUACGGCCAGGACCUGCAGGACGCGUACGAUCUGUGUCGGCGCUACAAGCGCACGGGCAACGAGCGCGAGCUGAACCUGGCCUGGAACCGCUACUACCAGGUGUUCCGACGCAUCUCCCGCCAGUUACCACUCAUCACCAACCUGGAGCUGCCGUACGUGUCGCCGGCGCUGAUGAACGCCCGGGACCUGGAACUGGCCAUCCCCGGCAGCUACGUGCCCCACCGGCCUAUCAUCCGCAUCGCCAAGGUCAAGUCCAGCCUGACCGUGUUCAGCACCAAGCAGCGGCCCCGCAAGGUCACCAUGAGAGGCAGCGACGGCCGCGACUACACGUUCCUGGUGAAGGGCCACGAGGACCUGCGUCAGGACGAGCGCGUCAUGCAGCUGUUCGGACUGGUGAACACGCUGCUGAAGACCAACCCGGAGACCAUGCGACGCAACUUGGCCAUACAGCGGUUCGCUGUGGUGCCUCUGAGCACCAACAGCGGCCUGAUCGGCUGGGUGCCGCACUCGGAUACGCUCCACACGCUCAUCCGCGACCACCGCGACAAGAAGAAGAUCAUGCUCAACAUCGAGCACAAGAUCAUGCUGCGGAUGGCGCCCGAGUAUGAGCACCUGACGCUGAUGCAGAAGGUGGAGGUGUUCGAGCACGCGCUCGAGACGACUAAGGGCGACGACCUGGCGCGCCUGCUGUGGCUGAAGUCGCCCUCCUCCGAGGACUGGUUCGACCGGCGCGCCAACUUCACCCGCUCGCUGGCCGUCAUGAGCAUGGUCGGCUACGUGCUCGGUCUGGGCGACCGGCAUCCGUCCAACCUGAUGCUGGACCGGAUGAGUGGCAAGAUCCUGCACAUCGACUUCGGCGACUGUUUCGAGGUGGCCAUGACCCGCGAGAAGUUCCCCGAGAAGAUUCCGUUCCGUCUGACCAGGAUGUUGGUGAACGCCAUGGAGGUGACCGGCAUCGAGGGCACCUACCGGAUGACCUGCGAGUCGGUGAUGACGGUGCUGCGGAAGAACAAGGACAGCCUGAUGGCGGUGCUGGAGGCGUUCGUGUAUGACCCGCUGCUGAACUGGCGUCUGGUGGACAGCCCCCGGACGCAGGUGCGCCGCCCGCUGCCGGCCGGCGGUCCGACGGCGGAGGGCAGUGCGGAGCUGGAGCCCGGCCUGGCCAGCAGUCCGCCCAUGCGCAGCCGCCACAACAGCAGCAUCGAGGGUCAGCAGCGCAUCGGCGACGGCGACGCCGUGGUGCCGGAG